GUACUUUGUGACUGCUUCUUCUUUCCGUCGCUGCGUUGACGGAUCGUUAAAAGUGAGGUUACUCGACCCUGUUAGGUAAUAAUCGCUUAAAAAUGGCAUCGCUGCUCAAACAAUUGACAAGAUACGCGUGCAAACCGACGUUCAGGCAAGCAGCCGCAGCCAAUUUCGUUAAGUACCGGAGCACCAAGGCCGAGGAAACGAGACCGACCGCUCGGAAGCACGACGAGCCUGCACGUAUUCAGCUCAAAGAAUUCGGCGUCUAUGUCGCCGAUUGCCUGCCCAAGUAUGUCCAAAAGGCGCAGCUGACCGCGGGCGACGAACUCGAGCUCCUCAUCGCUCCCGAGGGCGUGAUACCCGUUUUAACUUUCCUCAAAGAUCACCACCAAUGCCAGUUCACCAACGUGGCGGACAUAGCAGCCAUGGACGUGCCCAGUAGGCAGUACCGAUUCGAACUGAUAUACAAUCUGUUGUCGCUGCGUUUCAAUUCGCGAAUCCGCGUGAAAACCUACACGGACGAGCUGACCCCCAUAGACUCGGCGUGCGAGGUAUACGAAGGUGCCAAUUGGUACGAGCGCGAGGUCUGGGACAUGUACGGCGUGUUUUUCGCCAACCACCCCGAUCUGAGGCGCAUCCUUACCGAUUACGGCUUCCAAGGACAUCCGUUCCGCAAGGAUUUCCCGCUGAGCGGAUACGUCGAGGUUAGGUACGACGACGAAAAGAAGAGGGUGGUGCUGGAGCCGCUGGAACUCGCACAGGAGUUCCGCAGGUUCGACCUGUCUGCGCCGUGGGAGCAGUUUCCCAACUUCCGACCCGCGCCCGAGACGGUCGCGGGAGCCGAAUCAGAUGACGGGAAAAAAUAAAUGCCUUU
Cylas formicarius (sweet potato weevil) is the source of this 868-nucleotide messenger RNA. RefSeq names its product NADH dehydrogenase [ubiquinone] iron-sulfur protein 3, mitochondrial-like. The coding region runs from base 93 to 860 and encodes 255 amino acids. Lineage: Eukaryota; Metazoa; Arthropoda; Insecta; Coleoptera; Brentidae. The record is from RefSeq and is a predicted model, not a curated record. The transcript is spliced from 5 exons. Gene Ontology annotation, molecular function: NADH dehydrogenase (ubiquinone) activity.